Molecule: messenger RNA, 1775 nt
Organism: Photinus pyralis (common eastern firefly)
Lineage: Eukaryota; Metazoa; Arthropoda; Insecta; Coleoptera; Lampyridae
Product: zinc finger protein 425-like
Exons: 3
Coding region: 224-1462 (412 amino acids)
Biological process (GO): regulation of transcription by RNA polymerase II
Cellular component (GO): nucleus
Molecular function (GO): DNA-binding transcription factor activity, RNA polymerase II-specific; RNA polymerase II transcription regulatory region sequence-specific DNA binding
Source: RefSeq, a predicted model, not a curated record
ACCAAGCCUACUUUUCACUUACAUAACCCUACAUAUGUUUAAGAAAGAGUCAGAAAUAAAGGGCUUUGAGACCAUAUCCGUAUCCUUCUUGUUUAAAGAAGCCCGUGGGUGCAGGUUAGUUACAUUUUAUGUUGUGUUUGAACACCAAAACCUCGACCAAAACAUUUGUCUUCAACCGAGGCCCCUUUUUGGAAUGCCAUUUCAGUUGUAAGGCAUUGCACUUAUGGAGCCGGUAACAGUUAAGAUAGAACAAGAGCAAGAAGAGGAAAUAAAUUUGUCACUCGGCGGAAAUAUUUUUAUAAGCAAUGAUGUUUGUGUAAAAGAAGAACCUGUUGCCGUUGCAUCUGGAACAGAAUACUGUAGCGAUGAGUACGACUUGAAAGAAGCGCAAAAACAAAAGGUUUUUUGGUCAAAUAUUAAAAUUCAAAAUGUGAAGUUCAAAUGUGAAAUAGCAGAUAAAAAGUUUAAAUGUGACCUUUGUGAUUAUGCAACAAAUCAUAAUUACAAGUUAGAAGAUCAUUUUUCAACCCAUUUUAAUUGUGGGAUUUGUCAUUAUGCAGCAAACAGUGAAACCAGUUUGAAAAGACAUUAUCUAACACAUGCCGCUUAUGUUUUUAAAUGUGAUAUUUGUGAUUUUGUCACAAAGUACGAACACUGUUUGAGAAAACACCUUUCAACACACAUAGAUUUUAAAUGUGACCUUUGUGAUUAUUCAACAAAAGAGAAAGAGGAUUUCAAACAGCAUCUCCUAACGCACAAAAUUUGUGAAGAAUUUAGAUGUGCAAAUUGUAAUUUUGAAACAAAGUCUAAAGAUGCUUUGAAACAGCAUCUCUUAAAUCACAAAAAAUUUAGAUGCGGUAUAUGUAAUUAUGAAACAAAUAUUAUUUGCAAUUUUAACCAACAUUUCUUAAAAUACAAAUUUAAAUGUGACGCGAAGAACAAAAUUGAAAAGUUUAAGUGUGCAAAUUGUGAUUAUGAAACAUAUAUAAAAGCGCAAUUUAAAGUACAUCUCGUAAGGCACAAACUUUUUAAAGAAUUCAGAUGUGCACAUUGUAAUUUUGAAACAAAGUACAAAAGUGGUUUGAAAUUUCAUCUCUUGAGACACAAAACUUUUAUGGAUUUUAGAUGUGGUGUGUGUAAUUAUGGAACAAAUAUUAGUCGACACUUUAAAAAACAUCUCUUAAUACACAAAGUUAACAUUUCUAAAGACUUUAAGUGUGCACUAUGUGAUUAUGCAACAAACUUUAAAAGUUCUUUGAAAUACCAUCAAUUACAACACAAAGAUGUCAAAGAUUUUAGAUGUGCACAUUGUGAUUACGCAUCACAUUAUAAGUUUAGCUUGAAACAUCAUCUCUUGAAGAUACACAAUUUUAAAGGUUUUAGAUGUGCAAAUUGUGAUUAUGCAACGAACGUUAGGAAAAAUUUCAAACACCAUCUCUUAAAACACAAGAUUAAAGAUUAAAUGUGACAUUGGGCAUUUUGUAAUUGCUAAUCUUACACUUGAACCUAUGUCAAAUGUAACUCAAACGAUUGAAAAACGUGAUUGGUCAUUUCACUGCCAUUGAUGAAAUGGGACACAGUUUACUUAAUUAUUAGGCAUCGAUAGAUCGAAGUGUUAGGUUAGAUAGGGAUGAUAAUGAUAUAAUUAGGAUAAUUUUUGUGCUAAUCCCAUUUCGCUAAUUGCGUAUACGGAUUUCCACAUACAAAUGUAGGUGGGACAAUAACACGCAGCCAUACUGUAUAUAGAGAUGUAAAUAUAGACGCUGUAACUAAUA